Molecule: messenger RNA, 3345 nt
Organism: Porites lobata
Lineage: Eukaryota; Metazoa; Cnidaria; Anthozoa; Scleractinia; Poritidae
Source: the annotation of a GenBank genome assembly
UCACUUUUAGCAUCUUACGAAGAUGAAAAGCCCCCAUGCAAUUUUCAGGAAGACCAUAUUGUCUGGGAUCGGCAUUAUACGCUCAAGGUAAGCUUAAAAUACAAAUUAAGUGAUUUGGUUAAAAAAUUUCCCGUUUUGGGUAAAACUGGUUCGGAAAAGACUACGAGUAGUCCCCAUUUUUCCUCAGGGAUAGUAGAGCGCACGUGAAAAUCACCCCACGCAUUACGCCUUUCUCGCGUGAGGUGAUUUUCACGCGCGCUCGCGUUUCGCUCGCUCUAAUAUCCUUGAGGAAAAAUUGGGACUGCUCGUCGUCUAGGUUCGGAAUGAUUCAAAUUCUAACACUCUUCAGUUUGAAAAUGAAUUUACUGCGGGAAUUCUAAUUAGAAGAAGUAUAAAAUAACUCCUUAAUUCUUUUAAUCAUUUUUGUCAAAUUCCUAGGAUCAGUAUCAUUAAAUUUCACCUGUAUCCAGAAAUGUACAUGACCCGGUCCCUCCAGGCACUUCACUUGACUUCUCUUUGAUUCCUUGUAAUUUUCAUAUAUUUGACUUCAUGUUUCAAAGAAUUACUUGCAUUUGGAUGACGAUUAUCGCUAGGAUAGGGGAGACUUUGUGAUAUCUAUUGUAACCAUUAUGAAUCUCAUAAUAGUGUUUUUCUGGGCAUAAUUUGUUAAUUUUUAUGGGCUGUCAAAUGGCGUUACUAUUGUCUCGCCCAUCAAAGACAGUCUUGGAUUCUGGAUUCCAUUUUGUGGAUUCAGGAUUCUAGGAUCUGUAUUCCGGAUACUUUGUCGGUGGAACUUACCCCAGUCGUUGGCGGGAUUCCGAAUUCCUUUGAGCUGAGUUCCGGAUUCCAAAGCACAAGAUAUAUUCUCGUUUCUACAAACUCUCGAAUCCAGAUUAAAUUACAUGGGGCGAAUUAUACACUAUACGUUUCUGGGAAACUGCCCACCCACCCCUUCCCAAAGCCAACAUUAACACUUACUUCUCAACUCAGGCAAAAUGUUUGCUUAGGGGAGGGGUAGAUGGGAAGAAUCCCAGAAACGUAUAAUGAUCCAUUAUCAUACCAAUUUUCAUACUGUAUUAUCAAAGAAGUAUGUCAUAUUCUUUGUGCACAGGAUUUGUCCCGUAUCGAGGUGAAGAUUCAAAGCGUCGAAAGUCCAACUUCGCUGAGCGGCAACUUUUUCGUUCCUAUUACAGAAGACAAAGAGCGAUGUCGCUCUCCAGAACUCUUAUACCCACCUAUUGCGAAUAUAGCAGAGGUAUUUAACGUAUUUGUUACUACGCUGUGCUGUAUUUUGAACCGCGGCAGGAUUAGCUCAGUACAAGAGAGAAAAUGAGACAUAGAGGGAAUCUUAGGGCGUUGGCCAGGAUAUGUGAAUUUCCUAAAGUCAUUUUUAGAGGUUGUAAGUAAACGGAAGUCUAUUUACUCGGACGUGCGCAGAUUUAAAUCGAUGGUUUGAAAUAUCAUCAAGUCCUUUGACUAGCUCAAAGCGAAAAAUACAGAAUAUUAUAAUGGCGACUCGGUUGAAUUCUCUCUUAAACUGGCAAUGAAUGAAAAUUUGCGAAACUCCUCGGAAAUCAUCUUCCGAUUAAUUUAAGCGUUCAUUGAUCUAAAAAUAACUUUGGUGAAAUUUGCAUACCCAAGAGCUAGACUACGAGUGGUCCCCAUUUCUCCUCAGGGAUAGUAGAGCGAGCGAAACGCGAGCGCGCGUGAAAACGAACGCACGCGGGAAAGGUGAGGCGCGGCGGUGAGAGAGAAAAAUGAGGGACUACAGACUAAGCCCAAGCUUUUGAACUUAUGCGUUGCUCUUACAUUUUUUUCUCUCACCGCUGCGUCUCGCCUUUCUCUCGUCGGUUGAUUUUCACGCGCGCUCCCGUUCGCUCGCUCUACUAUCCCUGAGGAAAAAUGGGGACUACUCGUAGUCUACCCAAGGGCUGGACUGAGCGUCUCCCUCUCUGACCUUUUGACCUAUCAUUCUCUUUUGGUAGAGCGCCAACCUCGUUCUCAGGGUCCUCUCUGGGAAAGAGGGUGGGAAUAGUGCUUGCUAGAGAGCGGAACGUCAUGCGUUCGAUUCCCGGGGCCGGUCCAAUACUCAGGGUCUUAAAACAACCGGGAAAUGAAGGUACUUCCUUUGCCUGCAAAUGGCUAGACCUUCGCGUGGCUCAGAUGACUACGAAAAAUGGCGGUUCCGUCUCCUGAAGGAGACGUGAAAGUAGUAUCCACAAUGAAUACUUUCUUGCAUGAUACAUUGAUACUUUCAUCAAGCACCGUUUUUUUUUUUUUUGCCGGAUUACCUUCACGGUCUUCCGCCCUUAAACGGUCCGUAAAAGGUUUUGUAGCGUGCAUGCAAAACCGAACUGAACUACAUUACGACUCGAAACUGUUUGAGAGGUUCCGGUGCAGUAUCACAUCAACGGUUGGACUAAUGUACCUAAGGGAAUAAUUACAGUAUCAACGAACAAUUUAAGUAGCAACAAAAAAUUACAUUUUUUGUUUUGCUUUCUCACCACAGACAAAGGAAAGAUUGCCUUCACCGUGCGACUCCGGUAGAUCUUCGCCAAUCUUCGUUUCGGGAUACGAAGCCGAGCGACAACGAAACGACAUUAAGCAGUUUGGACGAGAAGCAGCUUGUAAGCUAGCUGAAAGACGAGCGGAGUAUGCAAAAAGAAGAAUGAAACAAGUACAAGAGGAGACUGUCAUAAUCGAGGUAAUGAUUGCGUUAGAAUUAAAUCUCAACUAACAAUGAACUAUAUACAGGGCCAAAAUUCAAGUUUACUUUGUUUCCAGGGUUAUGAUUGAAACUGUCACAAAUAGUAUAUGCUCAUGCCCCAAGGAAAAGUAACAAGCUACAAACUCUAUCGACUUCACCUUUUUACGCAACAACGAGUUUCUACUUUGUAUAACACUUUUAUACGCAGCAUCUCUCAUUUUUGUUCAUAAAAUUACUGUAAAAUGUCAAAGACAAGAGGCAGGAGAGGCCAACUAAAGGUAGCCGGGCUCAAUUCCCAGCUCGCGCUGUCCCGGAAAGCCUCAAGGUGGCGGGAUAUUCUGUAGUUACGACAAGAUAGGUUUUCUGGUUUAGAGAACAGGCGUUAAACGAUAUUCUUUUUUCGUUCAAUACUUAAGCGCAACAUAGAGGAAGCCGUCAUCAACAAGCUAGAGCUACUUAAAAUGGCUGACGAGUUAGAAAAGCAAAGGGAAUUCUUCAAAGGCCGAAAAGCUAAAUUAUGGCGGCGAUGUGCAAACAUGGCGGAAAUCUUGGCCAAAGAAGAAACAGAAGCAGCAUUAUGGCAGCAAAGAUAUAAGAAAGCUAUGAUGGUUGCGCCAGGGAACAUGGCAUUUUUCUGA